GAUCCGUCACAGGACAGAAAAUAACGGUGCGAGGAGUACGCGCGCGGAGAGAUGGCACCGCCGACUGACGCGUCUUCAGCACAUCUUCUAGGACCCGGGGGAAAACAUGUAUGGGAAAUUAAAGGAAAAUUAAUAUUGUCUUUAUGUUGCAUUUCUAAAUGCAUCGCAACAUCUUCUGCCUGUCGAUCACGCUAACAAAACGUGAUUGGAUCCUUCUGAUCAUGAUUUUCUAGAACAAUUUGGGCAUUACAACGUACACAUAGCGUACUGGAAAUCCGAUCUACUACGAAUGUGUUAAUGAUUGCAAGCUUGUCGCAGUGGAACAUUGUUACUAUAUUUGACGGCUUCUCGAAAUCGGAACAGUCACAUCUGUUAUCGAUAGGAGCCAGCUGCAUCAGUUCUGUAGUAUUCGAGCAUCCUUCCGCCAGUGUGCAUCAUCGUCAUUCUCGCGACCUACAGCUCCAUCGCAAGAAGGAGGAUCCGCAGAGGAGCUCUCCGGGCAACACCGCACACACAUUCAAAGGAUGCUUUAGGUGUAAAAAGAAAUAACGAUGGGGAAAGAUCAGGAAUUACUUCAAGCGGUGAAGACUGAGGACCUGAUGACGGCGCAGAAGCUUCUGCAGAGGCCCAAACCUGGGAAAGCAAAGUUGCUGGGCUCUGCCAAGAAGGUGAACGUCAACUUCCAGGACACUGAUGGAUUUUCACCACUGCACCAUGCAGCACUCAAUGGAAAUGUGGAGCUUAUAUCCUUGCUGUUGGAGUCUCAGGCCUUAGUGGACAUCAGAGAUCAGAAAGGAAUGCGACCUUUGCAUUAUGCAGCAUGGCAGGGCAAGUCCGAGCCUAUGAAGUUGCUGCUGAAGUCAGGCUCCUCAGUGAACGGUCAGUCUGAUGAGGGUCAAAUCCCCCUGCAUCUAGCUGCUCAGCACGGACACUAUGAUGUCUCUGAGAUGCUUCUACAGCACCAGUCGAACCCCUGCAUAGUGGACAAUGCUGGGAAGACGCCAUUGGACCUGGCCUGUGAAUUCGGCCGUGUUGGGGUGGUCCAGCUGCUACUGAGCAGUAAUAUGUGUGCAGCUCUGUUGGAGGCCAAGCCCGGAGACUCGACUGAUCCCAAUGGCACCAGCCCACUGCAUCUCGCUGCCAAGAACGGACACAUUGACGUCAUCAGACUGCUGAUCCAGGCUGGCAUCGACAUAAACAGACAGACUAAAGCAGGCACUGCCCUCCAUGAGGCUGCGCUGUGUGGAAAGACUGAUGUGGUGCGCCUCCUGCUGGAUAGUGGCAUCAAUGCAGCAGUUAGGAACACAUACAGCCAGACAGCGCUGGACAUCGUCUACCAGUUCUCUGCCACACAGGCCAGCCGUGAGAUCAAACAGAUGCUGCGAGAUGCCUCGGCAGCCUUGCAGGUCAGGGCUCUGAAGGACUAUUGCAACAACUAUGACCUGACAAGCCUUAACAUAAAGGCUGGGGAUGUUAUCACGGUGUUGGAGCAACACCCAGAUGGAAGAUGGAAGGGCUGCAUCCAUGACAACCGCACAGGAAAUGACCGAGUGGGCUACUUCCCCUGCAACAUGGUGGAGGUGAUCAAUAAGAGGUCCGGGGCUGCGGGUUCAUGGAGUACAGUCAAUUGUACCCAACAGUAUCAAAAGAUACAGCUCUGUGCGCCGGCGUGCGGCCUUUUGUCGCCCGCCGUUGCCAUGGUGAAUGGGGACUCGUAUCAUGAGAUUUAUAUCCUGCCGCCUCCUCCACCUCCGCCACCACAUUCCCAUCUGCCACUUUUCACUUCCUUUGGCUAUAACAGGUCCCCAAACACCUCAGGAGAGCCUCACAGUGGACAAGGUUCUCGCGGCCCAGAGUCCAGUCCCCAUGGCUCACCCACCCCAGCCGGUGGCCCCCAGUGCGGCAACAGUGAGGAGAUCUGGGUGCUGCGCAAACCUGUUGCAGGUGGAGACCGCAGUAGUGUGGGCAGUUCAGGCAGUGUGGCCAGUGCUCGAUCCUCUGGUAGUGGACAGAGCUCAGGCAGCAGCAGUAUCCUCCAUGCACAAGCAGAGGGAGUCAAGCUUCUGGCCACAGUUUUGUCCCAGUCUGCCAAAGCUAAAGAGCACCUCCUGGAGCAGACCAAGUCUUUGGAUCACCCAGCAGUUUCCACAACAAAGGGACCCUCUUCACGCAGUCAGAGUUUGUCAAGCUGUCCACUUCACGAGCAGCAGUAUGGGGAGGCGGCGUCCCAGAGGAAAGGGGAGGCGCUGCCCGAGGGGAAGAGCUCAGAGGCCGUUAUCGAAUGGCUGAGUGAAUUUCAGCUGCAGGUGUACGCUCCAAACUUCAUCAACGCUGGUUAUGACAUUCCUACCAUUAGCCGAAUGACCCCAGAGGAUUUAACCGCUAUUGGAGUGACUAAACCAGGACAUCGAAAGAAGAUAACCUCCGAAAUAAACAAGCUCACCAUCAAUGAGUGGCUGCCUGACAAAAAACCAGCGAGUCUUGGAGAGUGGUUAGCCAUGAUUGGGUUGAGCCAGUACCACCAAGUUCUGGUCCAAAAUGGAUAUGAGAACAUCGACUUCAUCACUGACAUCACGUGGGAGGACCUUCAGGAGAUUGGCAUUAUAAAGCUUGGACAUCAGAAGAAGCUUAUGUUGGCAGUGAAGAAGCUGGCAGAGAUCCAGAAGGCCUCAGACGGUCGCAACACAUUGCGCAAAAAGCCACCAGCCGCUCAAGAGGUGAUGGCCAUUGAGAGCCCACCCCACGACUGUGGGGAGUGUAUGUCCCCUAAAAUGAGCACCUUCCAGGAUAGUGAACUGAGUGUGGAGUUACAGGUUGCUCUCACUCAUCCUGCAGAUUUGCAGGAUGGCCCAGAGGUCAGAACCAACAGUGCUCCGGGGGCACAGCAGCGAGCCUGCAGUCUUCAUGAGAGCAGCAUAAAUAAGAGUCGAGACUCAGAGGAUCAUAGCGGACCACCCAGGAAGGAAGCACGUACCAUGCGUCAGAGCAGCCAGGGAGGUCAGAAAAGUGUCUCAUCUCAGCAUAAACCCCGCCAGUCGUAUCCCCAAGGUGCAGGACCACCCUACACGCCACCACAGACCCCCACCAAAACAAAGCUACUGACUUCACAAACUAUGGCAGCCCCACAGGGUAAGCCAAAACCUGGCCCUCAGCUGCUCCAGCUGACAGAAAAACCUAUGUCACCACAUUCUCUCCCCCAAUCCCCCACUCACAGGUCGCAUCCUCACCCAGCUGCCCAGUCUGUGGAAACUGUGGAGGCUACACCUCCAGGACCUACCGUCUCAGUGCCACUUCUGUGCCUGCCACCAGAAAGCGACAAACCUUGUGAUGAGCAUGGAUUGCCUAAGAAACGUGCCCACAGUCUGAAUCGCUUUGCUGUGUCUGAUGGUGAGCAGGAGUAUGAUGAGCUAAACGUAUCAGAUUCAGGAGGAAAGUAUGCCACAGUCCAGCACCGGGUGGGCCGCAGCAACUCAAUGAAAGGGCAGGCAGACAAGAACGUCAACCGAAGUCAGUCCUUUGCACUCAGGCAGAAGAAGAAGGGUCCUCCUCCACCUCCCCCCAAACGUUCCAGUUCGGCCAUCUCAAGCUCCAGCAGUAAUCUAGCAGAAAUGCACAAGGAGACAAGCAGUGGACCCUUACUGGAGGUCCCCUACCAACCACAAAGGCGUGCUAGUGACCUGGGUGGCACUGUAGAUACGGGCAGUGCAGGUAGUGUAAGGAGUAUUGCGGCCAUGCUGGAAAUGUCCUCCAUUGGAGGGGGUGCCAAGGGUCUGGCUCUGCAGAAAUCUGUUGGUCACUAUCUGCAGGUGAGUCCUGCAGGAGUAAAGCAGCGUGAUGCCAUUGGACUGGAUGGGGAAGUAGUUAACCGUCGCAGGACCAUUAGUGGGCCAGUCACUGAGUUGGUAGCAGCUGCUAAGCGAGGACCACAGCCUGGGUCAGAGCCUGUCCAGGAUAAACUGCUCAAUGAACCGCAGCCAAGCUCCAGUGGAAGCUCGGCGGAGAACCUUCCAUUUGCUGAGGAUGGAAACCUCACCAUCAAACAAAAACCCAGGCAGGGCAAGGAUGAGGCUGAAGAGGGCGCAGACAUGCCAUACUCUCUACCACUGGAGGAGCUUUCACGUGUGGAUGCCACACUGAAAAGGAGGGUCCAGAGUACCAAGCAGCAACUCAAUGGUACCAAGUUCCACCUCACAGAGUCAAAUACGGUUAAGCGACGCCCCAAGAGCAAGGACAAAGAUGCAGAGGAACUUCAGGACAGGCAGAUGCCUGUACCCUAUGAGAAUGGCACUGGCACUAUUAAAAGGCGCCCUGCAUCAGAGGUGACCGUUUCAGAGCAGCCCAGGCCACAGGAACAUCCUGAGAACUCACCCCAUCGGGACAGUGCAGACCUGGAGGGCCACACUACUGAGUCACCCACUCGUAAGCCUGUCAAACCCCCGGUGUCACCCAAACCUGUUCUGGCUCAGCACAUGAAGAAACAAGGACCUCCGGCUGCCAUGACCAAGAAAGCCCCAUUUCCUGGACCAGCCGGGGCACCUGGCAGCCCAGUUGAAGGAAAGAAAGUACCUCCUCUGGUCUCACCGAAACCUACACCUCCCCCUACGGCUCCUAAACCAUCUAAAACUGUUCUGCAAUCUUUGAAUGCAACACCUAACCCCACUCCCACGCCCUCUCCAGCCAAACAGACGGUCACCAGAGUGGCCAGUACAGCUUCUUCCCAGACCAACAACCCUGUCAAGGCUACAACCCCACCAGCCCUGAGUGCCCAGACCCCUCACACACCCCAGAGUCCACACACCCCACAGACACCGCAGACACCCCAAACUCCUCUGAUACCAGGCCCCCCAACCCCUAUCCCCACGCCCCCACCCGUGAAGCCACCUCGCUCCUCAAUCAGUGGGGUGUCUAUUGACAGUGCAGCUGGAUCAGGGUUUAUGGCAGGCAUAGUGACAGCAGAUGCAGUGCACCAGAAGAUAGAGGAGACCAAUGCUUCACUGGCUGCAGCCCUGCUGGCAGUUGAGGAGAAGAUCAAGGAGGAUGGGCAUAAAGACUCAAUGGCUGAAAACAAGAGCACAGUGAGCAUCCUAGACGACAUCGGCAGCAUGUUCGAUGACCUGGCCGAUCAGUUGGAUGCCAUGCUGGAAUGAAGAGCACAGCCUGUGUCUCUGUGGCACAACCUCAGGGCCCCGGGAGAGCACAAGGGCACAAUGACCAACCACACACCCACCUAUCUACUCCUCCUAAUACUCAUGCCUUGCUCCUCUCACCUCCCUUUUUUCCCCACUCCUUUCCCAUUGUCAUGAAACACCCAUCUCUCCUCUCUUCCCCCGAGUUGGUUUGCACAAACCCCGAGCUGAUGUACCUCAGGAUGGGCAGAAGACCAUCCAGGGAUUUAGACAUCCAAGACAGAGCAGAGGGUGGAGAGGCAGAGGAUGGGUUUUAAUACAAAGAAACUCAUCUCUGUUCUUUUCUAUUCAGAGUCCUUGGAAUAUCUCAAUCUACCAUGAGCAAUGACUAGUAAAAUAAUAGAAAAACAAUAAUUACUGUAUAUUAAAUAAUAGUAUGGUAUGUGUACAUUGUAAGCAUGAGGAAAGUUUGUAUCUAUAAAUAGAAAAUCUCAUAGUGAGAGUCAUGCAUUAGUACAGUUAUAUAUAUAAAUAUAUAAAAAUAAAUAUUUUGUUUUUAUUUCAUGUUAAAUGGUACAGUGUUGAGACAUUAAGAAAAAUAUAAACUUUGAUGACAGAUAUGUGGAUUUUUCUAUGAUAAUAAUGAAGUAAAAAAAAUACAUAUGGCUUAAACAUCUGUAUGUUUGACUGUGCUCUGCAGACGAGUGUUGUGGGCUGUGUUGAAUGUAGUGACUGAAGUGGUUGUUUGACCCCCUGCUCUGUGCUUGCUCUGGGCUCCCACUCUGUACUGCUGUGUGACCCUAUACUUUUCCAUGCUCUUUCUGCCUGUGUGAACUCAUACAUUCCUGCACAGCUUUCCCCUUCCCUCUCUCUCUGUUCCUGCCCUUGACUUGCGUAGUGUCCUGUGUGCCUUACAUGAGAGGUGACUUCAGUGCUGCUAACACACAAGCAAACACGCGAUCAAGGCGAGACAGGCCCCGUGUCCAUGUGUUAGGCAUCACCUUAAGCCAGUUAGAAGUGCUGGUGUGCUCUGACUGGGCAAGGAGUAAUGACCUCAUCCUUCGACAUCUCCAUACCUCAACCAUUUGCAAGGUGAUACACAGGCUGUGUCCGAAAGUUGAAAAAUGCUUCCUUUGCUGGCAGUACAUGGAGGUAGGAAGGCAACAAGUCAAAUCCAUGUCCAAUGUUUGCGUAGUUAACAUCUUGUCUACUAAGAGGUUUACUUAGUAACUUAGUUACUUCGGUUUUUGAAGGCAAAUAGGUGUCCCCAUCUGCUUGUGAUAUUCCACAACCUUGUGUGUGCAGUUCAGACGUUGGUUGAAGGAUAAAAAUGGCAUCUAAAGGAGCGGUUGAAUGAAGUAAAAUAAAAAUAAAAUGUCCAUCUUAUUCAGCUUAGUUUCUUAUUAGAAAUAAGCAUUGUACUAACAAAAUAUUUGCUUGGUUAUUUCUAAAGUUCGCUUGAAUUUUAUUUAGAUCAUCAGACAUGAUGUUAUGGUGUCUUGGAAUUCGGUCUGAAACCAUUGUCCUUAUGAGAUGCCUUCAUACACAAAAUGCUACAAUGACUGACUGGGCAGCAAAGCACUAAGGCAGCUUCUUUUGGUUUCGGACACAGCCAUUGUGUUGGCUUCUACUUCAUGAGUGACCUCAGAGGCACAGGUGAGCACAAUGGGAGUCUUCUUCAGUUGAGGGGUCUAAUGAUUGAGGGCUGAGAAGGUUGAACGUUAGAGGAAGCACAAAAUGAGGAAGUUGCAAAUGCGAGUGCAUGAGACUUUUAAAGACAUAAAACAGGAAUUUAAAAAAUACAUGCAUGUAAGAAGCUUUGGAUGGACAGUGUAGCGAACUAAGGAUUUUGUGAAAGUUUGCAAUGCAGAUGUGUUUGAAGGUUGGAUGAACAAUUUCCAUCUGCAAAUGGAUGUGUAUCCAUUGAAAACCUGCAUGCAGUUUAAUGUCAGCACAUUGCUCAGUGGCUGUUUAAGGGUGAGAAUGUACCAUGGUGUGCCUGCUAAGUGCUGCAUCCUCCAAUAUUGUCCAGACAGACUUUUCCUUAAUGACCAAAGCUAGAACUCUAGUCUUAGACUGAGAUGCAAUUAAACUUAGGCAGGUUAUGCAUUAUUUAAACUAUACAUUCUAAAAACCAUUACAGUAUCUGGAUUAAAUAAAUUCAGAGAAUCACAUUAAAUAACUUUAGAUGGACAUAUUGAGGGUAGGAUGAAUGAUGCGUUUGCAGUCAGAAUACAUUAAAGUUUGGUCUCUGUAGACAUGUAAUGUUUUCAGGUACCAUGCUCCCAUUUUCUGUAACUGGCAGGGCACAGUUUGCUGUUAUGACAGCACUGGUCACAAGCAUAUCUCUUGCAAGCCUCUGAAUGUCAUUGUCUCAUUGCCAGCAAACUCAUAGUCCUUUCUUUACUCUAACCAUCCUCAAUGUUGCCAUGACAAUCUACCUGCUCAUUAUUAGAAUUGUCACAGUAUCCAAAUGAUGAUGGUCCUGAAAUGGUUGCAUAAUUAGAAUAGAAAAACCCCCAAAGGUAAUGUGUAUGUCUCACAAUGCUCUACACACUUGCAGUAGCUCCAUAAAUGCUUAGUCCCUUCCCCUGAUCUCAUAAAGAAUAUUUGUAAUAUUUAAGUUAUGAACAUAUAUUAUUAUAGUUGUUUUCAACAAGUAUUUAAUGAUGCAGCAUCAAGAGGGCUUGUUGAUGAAACCGCAAAUAUUUGAGAUAGAGUUUAAAGUGUCUUCUUGGCUCUAAGUGUUUUGAAUUGUAAAUGGUCAUUUUUUUAGAACUCAUUUUCUUUUUUAAGAUAGCAUUUUGUGAUAAGUUUUUGGACUGCCAUGUCUUCAGAUGAAAUAAGUUGUAUAUUAUGCAAUGUUAUAUUUUUUGAAACAUGUAUGUGCCUUGCUUGAGUUGGUUUCAUUUUGUCGUUAAGUCUUUCAUGUUUAAAAGAUGUGUAGAUGAUAUAUGGUCUCUCAGUUUUGUCCACCAGAUGUUCAUAAUUAUAUUUGUUUUUGUUGUGGUCUGCUCUGUGGACACAGCACAGAUGUCUGGUGUGGGAAUAGCUUUUAUGAAUGCUUUAUCAUGCCUAUUGCUUCAAAGGACUUGGUCUCUAUCCAGUGUAAAUUCAGUUGUUACAGCCCCCCUCCCUUCUCCUUUUUUUUUUUUUCAUCUUUAAUACCUGAAGAAAAACAGGACAAAAAAUUAUUAAAUUCUUAACACACUGAAGUCAAACUUAUUGUUGGUGCAAGAUGUUAUUUAAUAAUGAAAGCCAUUUUCCAUCCUAUCUGCAGAGACAUUUAAAAAAAAAAAAAAAAAAAAAAAAAAAACUGCACUGCACUGCUCAGUGUGUGCAGGCUGUAUAUUGUGUUGAUGUUCUGCCAUUGACUUGUAUGAUACCUGCUGUGACUGGCUUUGGGAACAGUGGUGUGCUUGCAGUGACUGCAUCAACAGCCACCUGCUCUAAAUAAACAUUAUAUAUAAA
Myxocyprinus asiaticus (Chinese sucker) is the source of this 8597-nucleotide messenger RNA. Its product is annotated as caskin-1-like. Gene Ontology annotation, molecular function: protein binding. The record is from RefSeq and is a predicted model, not a curated record. The transcript has 22 exons. Lineage: Eukaryota; Metazoa; Chordata; Actinopteri; Cypriniformes; Catostomidae. Bases 552 to 5147 code for a protein of 1531 amino acids.